This is a messenger RNA of Salvia hispanica, 1260 nucleotides long. RefSeq names its product clathrin light chain 1-like. The record is from RefSeq and is a predicted model, not a curated record. Gene Ontology annotation, molecular function: clathrin heavy chain binding; structural molecule activity. Gene Ontology annotation, biological process: intracellular protein transport; clathrin-dependent endocytosis. NCBI's taxonomy places the organism in Eukaryota, Viridiplantae, Streptophyta, Magnoliopsida, Lamiales, Lamiaceae. Gene Ontology annotation, cellular component: clathrin coat of coated pit; clathrin coat of trans-Golgi network vesicle; plasma membrane.
CGGCAUUUGAUUGUUACAUCUAAAAGAGAGCGAAGAAAAUCGUAGAGAGAAAAUUCAGCUUCUGUUGAGAGAGAGAUGGCAUCCUUCGACGACGCUGCAGCUCCUCCAUUUGACUACGAUGGACACACCAGCUACGCCGAUUCCUACUCCGCCUUCUCCUCUGCCGACGCACCGCCGUACUCCGGCUCCGCCUUCACGCAGGAAUCCGAGGAAGUUCCAGUAGACCAGCAAAACUCCUCCGAUCCAUUCGGAUUCCAGUCAAAUACCGACUCAUUCGACCACGACGCUUCGGUUCCGAUCUCCAACGGCAACGGCAGCUCGCCCUACGACCUCGGCCAGGACUCCGAGGGCUUAUUCACGUCGGACGGACCGAUCCUUCCGCCUCCUAAUGAGAUGCAGGAGGAAGGAUUCGCUCUUCGCGAGUGGCGGAGGCUAAACACGAUUCGUCUGGAAGAGAAGGAAAAGAAGGAAAAGGAGAUGCGGAACCAAAUUAUUAUAGAAGGUGAAGAGUUUAUAAAAGCAUUCUAUGAGAAGACAAAGCUUAAUGUGGAGACUAACAAGAACACCAACAGAGAGAAAGAGAAGAUGUCCCUAGCCAGUCAAGAGAAAUUCCACAAAGAAGCCGACAAACACUAUUGGAAAUCCAUAGCAGAGCUCGUCCCCAACGAAGUGGCCCAAAUUGAGAAGAGAGGAAAGAAGAAGGAUCAAGACAAGAAACCAUCCAUCACAGUUGUCCAAGGCCCCAAGCCAGGCAAACCAACUGACCUUUCAAGGAUGCGAGGGAUAUUGAUCAAGCUGAAACACAAUCCCCCGCCACACAUGCUUCCACCACCGCCUCCACCUAAGGAUGUGAAAGACAGCAAGGAUGGGAAAAGCAAGAAAGAUGUUAAAGAAACGAGCGAAAAAACUUCAGCUAAAGUAUCCGUGGAAGAGUCCGCUCCUGAUGGUGCUGCCGCCGCUCAGGCAUCGGAAGAGCCUGCUGCUCCGGCCGAUGACCAGCCAAGUAGCUGAUGCUGCUGAGUUUUUGAGUGGAUGCUGUUUGGCGCCGUGAAAUUUCUAUUUUAUAUAUAUAUUUGCAUUUUAUUAAUAUUUAAUGGUUUUCUUUAUUUGAAUCACGAAGCAAGAAACUAUGGCUGGACCAAGCACUAGUAUGUUGAGCUUAAACCUUAGUCAGAUAAUUCUUGUUUGGGUAGUGUAAUUGCAUAAACAUAUUUUGUUGUUGUAAUCUUUUACUACUUACUAUUUUGCAUUGUUUUCUUU